This is a messenger RNA of Dermacentor andersoni, 3700 nucleotides long. RefSeq names its product ras guanyl-releasing protein 3-like. NCBI's taxonomy places the organism in Eukaryota, Metazoa, Arthropoda, Arachnida, Ixodida, Ixodidae. Gene Ontology annotation, cellular component: plasma membrane. The record is from RefSeq and is a predicted model, not a curated record. Gene Ontology annotation, molecular function: guanyl-nucleotide exchange factor activity; calcium ion binding. Gene Ontology annotation, biological process: Ras protein signal transduction.
CGUUAUUAGGAACUUUCAUGACCAAUUUAGCGGAAGCUUGCCGAUGCAUGCGCCACCUAUAUACGGCACUGAACAAGGACAAAAAAUAUUGAUGCUUCUUAUUGCUUUAUUUAACCGUACCUUUUACAUAUUCUGCUAGGCGACGCAGUCGUUUGCGCUUGUUUAAUCUUACGUGAAUUGUUAUGGUGUUAAGUUACCACAGGGUGUUGUGGAAGUGGUACGAUUUCUCAGCUGGGCGAAGACGUGCCUAGUGAAAGCGGCGCGCGGCGCUCCGAAGGCUCCGAUACGUAGAAGUACAGGCGAACAUCGAGGGAGGCACUCCUCCGAGCGUGAGCAGCCGUGCAGUUUUGACGCGGUGAACAGUGGCGGCGGCGCCGACGCGGCGUGAUCCCUUUCAGCGGCGCGCCCAGGCGACGCUUUCGACGCUACGAGGGGUGAGCGACUUCAUCGAACAGCCACUGCGUCGUCUGCCGGAGACAUUCUGCGGACGCAAGAGCAGCAACAGCUGCUCCCUCGCGCCCGAUAUCGCCAUAUGUUGAGUGCCUCGUCGCCGACUCGCCGCACCGUUUUCAGCGCGCGCCUAAGCUGUGCUUCGCGAGAGGCUUCAGGUAAACUGCGGAAUGGUGAUAGCCUCAUUGUGCGCUCAGAGUGCGCGAGUGUGUGCCCGGUCCUGCGCGCGGUGGUGUGUUCGGCGGACGCACCUGGAUUCUGUGAGCUUCACUUGUGUGUUUCAAAGUGGCUGAGGUGGAGGCGGAAGAGGGGAACCGUACUGCGCAACAGCGACUUCAGCCAAGGGCGGACCCAUCAACGACGGCAGCGGCCACGUUUUUUUAACUCUUCCGAAACAUCGUCCCGACAUGACAGCGAUACAGCGCUCAGAGUCGGCGACCUGUGAGACCUCGAGAAGCAGAGACGGCGGUGGCUGCUGCUGCCAGGAGGAGUCCUGACCCGGCGGCCGUUGCAGCAGCAGCAGCAGCAUCAGCGCGGCCGGCGGCCAUGUGGGGCCUCGGGUGAUGGGACCCCAGGGGGGAUCGAUGGGCUCCAGCGGAGGGAGCCCUGCCCGGGACGGCCUCAUCUGGGACACUGAGAACCCCGCCGUGCCGGGUUUCUCGCUCCGCGCUGCCUCCCUGGACGCCGCGCUCAGAUUCCUCAUCGACUGCUUCCUACCCAUCGGUGGCCUGGAGGACGACGACAACCGGUUUCCCUACAUCUUCCUCCUCAUGCACCAGUGGUUCAUCAAAUCUGAGAAGCUGGCACGAUGCCUUGUCGACCAAUACAUGACCAGCAAUACUCAGCAUCGAUGCGUGUUGCCAUGUGUUCAUACCCUGCAGCACUCAACGCACUGUCCUAUUUACAAGCACAAGGCACAGGUGUGCCAGGUGUUCAGAUACUGGAUGCUCAAGUUCCCCCAGCACCUGGAGGCCGAGGGCGUGGUGGCGCGGCUGGCGGCGCUGCAGUCGCGCCUCCGCCAGGAGGGCCACUCGGUGCUGGCCGACCUGGUGGACCUGACCCGGAGGCCCUCGCCGCGCUCCGAGUGGGCGCGCGCGGUCUCCGUGCGGCUGCCGCUCGCCAAGCACACGCGCAAGGUGUCGCUCGUGUUCGACCACCUCGAGCCGCGCGAGCUGGCCGACCACCUCACCUACCUGGAGCACAAGGUCAUGAAGCGCAUCACCUUCCUGGACUUCAAACAGUACGCCGAGCAGGGCACGCUGGCGGAUAACCCUCGCCUGGAGCGCUCCAUCUCGCAGUUCAACGGCCUCUCCCAGUGGACGCAGUGCAUGGUGCUCUCGCGGUCCACGCCGCAGCAGCGAGCAGACGUCGUCACAAAGUUCGUCGACGUCGCCAAGAACCUGCUGGAGCUGCAGAACUUCAGCUCCCUGAUGGCCGUCGUCGGUGGACUGAACCACAGCGCGCUGGCGAGGCUGUCCCAGACGACCACCUGCCUGUCGGGGGAGACGAGGCGGACGCUGGCGCAGUUCGCCGCCCUGCUCUCUUCGGCGGGCAACUUCUGCAACUACCGCAAGGCACUCGCCGAGGCGCGUGACUUCCGGAUACCCAUCCUUGGUGUGCACAUGAAGGACCUGAUCUCGGUGCACGUGGCGCUGCCGGACGUUGUGGACGGCAUGAUCAACCUGCGCAAGAUGGCGCAGCUGUCGCACAUAUUCCAGGAACUCUGGGAGCUGCAGCACUCGCCUCCACCCCUCGACGUCAGCAUGGACCUCAUCAACACGCUCAAGCUCUCCCUAGACACAGCCUACACCGAAGACGAGAUCUUUGAGCUUUCUCUUGCCAGAGAGCCAAAGGCACCCAUGGUAUCUCCGUCGAAGCCUCUCGCUAUGGAAUUUGCAUCCAGAGUCCCGGAAGGAACUGACCUAGCUCUGGUCGAGAAACAGAUCUGCGAUAUGGUGGAGGAGGUGUUCCACGAGUACGACACGGACCGCGACGGCUACCUGAGCCCCGAGGACGUGGCGGCGGUGACGGGCCGCUUCCCUGCGUUGCGGGGCCUGGUGCCCGAGGAGUGCCAGCGGCGGCUGCUGGGCCGUCACGACAUUCGCCGUUUCCUGCUGCGUUCCAACUGGGCCAUGUUCCGACAUGACUUCCACGAGACCACCUACUUCCGGCCCACCUUCUGCAUACACUGCACCGGCCUGCUGUGGGGCUUGAUCAAGCAAGGCUUCAAGUGCAAGAAGUGCGGGAUCAACGCGCACAAGCACUGCCGAGAGCAGGUGCUCGCCGAAUGCCGGCCACUCACGCCGCAGGGUCCGGUGAGGAGCUCGUCCUUCUCCUCUACAGAGUGGAGCGUGCCGAGGCCCAGCCGCCACCAGCACCAACAACACCAACAGCAACCGCAGCAGCCGAGGCGCUUCAAGCAGAGCCGUUCGGAGAGCGAGUCGGCGCCGCUGGUCCAUCGGACCUCCGACACGCGCUGGAAGUCGGAGGACGGCAGAUCGACGGCGACCCAUUCGUACGGCCAGACGGUGCGCAACACAUGAUGCUUGUCGUCAUGCCACGAGGACCCUCUUUCUCUGGGCCGAAGGUGCCACACCGCAGAACUGCUUGCCCCCCUCCCUCGUUCCUAUGCUAGCCCGCCCACCUGCCCCAUUUUCCUGCUCACCUUGACGACUGUGUCUCCAGUGUUGUCUCCCCGAUGAUGGAUGCUCUCCGAAGACCUCUCCAGAACCACGGCCCCUCUUCUGCCAUUUUGCGUGGCGCGACGCGUGAGUUGUUCUUCGUACCUGCGACUCGGGGUGCUACGGUGGCCCCGCCGAACCUGCGUCGGCUGCCGGGCUCCGCCUCGGCUGUAUAGCGUGCGCCUCGGCAGCGGUCGGUUGUGCGUCUGCCGCCGGUUUGCCGAGCGCCGCAGAAGCUGAUCCAUGUGUGCCUCACAUCCUCCAGAGUGCGCUGGUGGGCCGGGUGGUCGAAAUUCUCGGUUAAGAAACUGAAAAGUUGAGAGAGCCGUUUAUGACUGAUAAUAACAAAUACAUGGCUUAGCAGCAGGAAACUCAACUUACCGGCCGUUCGGUGUAAAAAUAGGAUGUUGUUAUUUCUUGGCAGCUGCAUAAGUAAGUGCGCAUACUCUGUCGUACUCUGUCAGUACCAGGAGCCGCAGCUGCGGCAAGAAGUGUCAUAAGCGACCGGGCUUUCUUUUAGUUGGGCCACACAUUUCUGAAAGAGACCGUAUGCGUAACAUAGUGACAAA